Dracunculus medinensis (Guinea worm) is the source of this 3598-nucleotide messenger RNA. Lineage: Eukaryota; Metazoa; Nematoda; Chromadorea; Rhabditida; Dracunculidae. The record is from the annotation of a GenBank genome assembly.
UGCUUUCGGUUUUCGUGCAUCGUCCUUAAACACUCCACGAUCUGUAAGCGCUGGAGUGGAAUCAAAUGUUGAACGAGCGGCGAAGCAAGAAGCUCAAAUAUUGGCUCGUAUUUCUGAGCUUCGCCGUCAAGGAAUGUGGAGCAUAGAUAGGCUGCCAAUGAAUGAGAUGCCUCCUAGAAAUAAGACACAUUGGGAUUAUUUGUUGGAAGAAGUACGAUGGAUGGCUGUUGAUUUUAAACAAGAGAGAAAUUUUAAGCGACAUGCGGCAAAAAAGUUUGCAACGCAGUUAGCGCGGGUAGUUCGCGAUAAAGAAAUGGAGGUUGAGCGCGCAAAGCAGCGAUCCAUCAAAGAAGCUAAGCGAGUUUGUGCCUUUAUUGCUCGAAUGAUUCGCGAUUUCUGGCAAAAUGUUGAUAAAGUUGUGGAUCUUCGUGCUCAGGAAGUACUUGAUUCUAUGAAAAGAAAGGCGUUAGAUCAACAAUUAGAAUUGAUGGUGGGCCAUGCAAAUAAAUUGAGUGAAAUGGUUCAGGAAGGAAUUAAAACAUUUUCAGAAAAUGAGGAUGAUGAUGAUGAAAAUGAUGAUGAUUACGUGAAUUGUCUAGAUGAAUCAGAUGAUGAGCGAACCAUUGCGAAAGAAGACAUUUUAGAAUCAGAUGUGGGUGAAGAAACGGCAGAUUUAGCGAAAGAAAGUGAAAUGGAUCUGGAUGAACUUUUAGCUUCAGUAUGUUAUUUGUUAUUUUUAUUAUUUCAGAAAGUUGAUUUCGGAGAGAGAAUUAUGCAUACACAAUCAAAUGAAGAUGAUAUUGAGAAGAUCCCAGACGAUAUUUCGACCAAGGAAUCUACUGGAAGUAAUGAUGAAGAAAUUGCGGAAGUUGAUGAUGAAACAUCAGUACCACCUGAAGAAGCGAAAGAUGAAAUUAUGAAAAUCAAUUACGAUCGUCUUAUAUCAGAGAAUAGUGAAGAACGCCAAAAGGAGCUAGCUAAUAUAGCUGAAGAAGCAUUGAAGUUCCAACCAAAAGGUUUCACUCUUGAAACAACGCAGGUGAAGACUGAAGUGCCUCAUCUUAUUCGUGGAGUAUUAAGGGAAUAUCAAAUGGUUGGAUUGGAUUGGCUUGUUACGCUUUACGAAAGGGGUCUCAAUGGUAUUCUAGCAGACGAAAUGGGUCUUGGAAAAACAAUUCAAACAAUUGCUCUGCUUGCUCAUGUUGCUUGUAAAGAUUGCAAUUGGGGACCGCAUCUUAUUGUUGUUCCCACUUCCGUUAUCUUGAAUUGGGAAAUAGAAUUGAAGAAGUGGUGUCCUGCUUUUAAAAUCUUAACCUACUUUGGUUCUCAGAAAGAGCGUGCUGAAAAAAGGAGAGGUUGGUCAAAACCGAACGUUUUUCAUGUCUGCAUUACGUCAUAUAAGAUAAUAACGCAAGACAUCCGUUCAUUUAAGCAAAAAGCGUGGCAAUAUUUUGUGCUGGAUGAGGCUCAAAAUAUCAAAAAUUUCAAAAGUCAACGAUGGCAAAUGCUUUUAAAUGUGCGCGCGCGAAGGCGAUUGCUUCUCACGGGAACUCCGCUUCAGAAUUCACUUAUGGAACUGUGGUCCUUAAUGCAUUUUUUAAUGCCGGCCAUUUUCGCUUCACAUAAUGAUUUUAAAGAUUGGUUCAGUAAUCCUUUAACUGAUAUGAUGGAGGGAAAUGCUGAAUGGAAUGCUCCACUUGUUCAAAGGCUCCAUAAAGUUCUACGGCCGUUUAUUUUACGUCGUCUUAAAACAGAUGUAGAGAAGCAGUUGCCUGAAAAAACUGAACAUAUUGUGAUGUGUCCGUUAUCAAAGCGACAACGAUAUUUAUAUGAUGAUUUCAUGUCGCAGAGAACAACGCGCGAAAAUUUGCGUUCGGGAAAUGUGAUGUCAGUUUUAAAUAUUGUUAUGCAAUUGCGUAAAUGUUGUAAUCAUCCGAAUUUAUUUGAACCCCGACCAAUUGUCUCUCCAUUCGCCUUACGCCCAAUUGUUCUUACUUUCCCUGCUAUUAAUCGUUCCAGUGAAGCGUGCCAUUUAGCUAUUAAUAAAGCAUUUAUCGAAGCAGUUAAUAGGAAAGAUGAACUUUUUCCCAUUCCUAAAAGGACAGGCUUCAGGUUCUGUCGUCAGCAGUUCGCCAUAUAUGUUGAUGGUGCUGUAGCUGAUGCACCAACAGUGUGUGCAACAUCGAAAGGGCGUCCAGCUUAUAUACGUGAGAUGGUUGUUAGUCAUAGCGCUGCUUGUCGCAAGAUUUUUCUAGGACGCGAUCGGCUUGUUGCAGAAUCCUUGGCGAUGCAGAAAUUGCAGUUUCCUGAGCUUCGAUUAAUUGAAUAUGAUUGUGGAAAGCUACAAAUUUUGAGUGCGCUUCUUCGCGAUCUUUUCCUUUAUAAACAUCGCUGUUUAAUAUUUACACAAAUGUCGCGUAUGUUGGACAUAUUACAAGGAUUUUUGUCCUUUCACGGUUAUCAAUAUUUUCGUUUGGAUGGUUCUACUGGUAUCGAACAACGUCAAGCUUUAAUGGAACGCUUUAAUGCCGAUCCGAAAAUAUUUUGUUUCAUUCUUUCAACUCGUUCUGGUGGUAUUGGUGUUAAUUUAACCGGCGCAGAUACUGUAAUAUUUUAUGACUCAGACUGGAAUCCAACAAUGGAUGCGCAGGCCCAAGACCGUUGCCAUCGCAUUGGUCAGACAAGAAAUGUGACAAUCUAUCGGCUUAUUAGUGAACGUACUAUCGAAGAAAAUAUUCUUCGAAAAGCCAUGCAGAAGCGGCGCUUAGGCGAAUUAGCUAUCGAUGAAGCUGGUUUCACUCCUGAAUAUUUUAAAGGAGAUAAUAUACGUGAUUUAUUCGAUGGAUAUCAGUUACCAAAUGAAACAAUUACACCUAUUUCAAUAGCUGAUACUGCUGAACUAGAAAAAGCAAUGGCUACAAUUGAAGACGUGCAAGAUGUUGAUGCAGCUAGACGAGCGAAUGCGGAAGCCAGAGCAGAAUUGGCUGAAUUCGAUGAAAGUCAACAAAAUUUCAUUGAAAAUAUUCUUGAAAAAGCAGAUUCUAAAUAUUUAGAACUUAUAAAUCAGUUGAAGCCCGUCGAAAGGUAUGCAAUAAAUCUAUUGGAAGCGGAAUAUAAGCCUGAUUUCGAAGAAGAAGUUAAGGAGGCCGAGGUCUGGAUUCUAAUGGUUUUUAAUUCACGAUGCUCAGAUUAUCGUAUUAUGAAGGAAGAUGCACGCAGAGCCAUAACACCUCCUCCUCGCGAACGUGAAGCUCACGACUAUGAAGGGCUUCCUUGGCUUAUUACUGAUGAUUACUUAUUUUGUUUCUUCAGAUCUCCUAGACAGUGUUGUGUUCAUUAUCAGAUUGUUAUAAUACCUCGCGAAGAUAGUCGUACUGCUGCCUUAGAUCCAAUAACUAAAAAAAAUAAGAAAGUUCUUCUUACUCAUACUGAACUAAAUCAUAUAAAAAGCGGUCGUCUUUCAACAGAACAGCAGUAUUUCGUUGAUGUGCAUAAAAUUUAUCAUCAGCGAUGUAUACAGAUUAUCAGACCAGUGAAAUCUUUGGCUUUAAAGAAGUUGUCAUUAAAAAAUUUCUCAGGUAUCUUAUAUAUUUUAUAA